ACACUCAAAAUGACCGGACGCGGAAAGGGAGGUAAAGGAUUGGGCAAAGGAGGCGCAAAACGCCAUCGCAAAGUUUUGCGUGAUAACAUUCAAGGUAUUACCAAACCUGCCAUUCGCCGUCUUGCUCGUCGUGGAGGUGUCAAACGUAUCUCUGGCUUGAUCUACGAGGAAACUCGUGGUGUCUUGAAGGUUUUCCUUGAAAACGUCAUCCGAGAUGCCGUCACCUACACGGAACACGCCAAGAGAAAGACGGUCACCGCCAUGGAUGUCGUCUACGCUCUGAAACGCCAGGGCCGCACUCUGUACGGUUUCGGCGGUUAAAU
Daphnia carinata is the source of this 323-nucleotide messenger RNA. Its product is annotated as histone H4. The coding region runs from base 10 to 321 and encodes 103 amino acids. The transcript has a single exon. The record is from RefSeq and is a predicted model, not a curated record. Gene Ontology annotation, cellular component: nucleosome. Gene Ontology annotation, biological process: nucleosome assembly. Lineage: Eukaryota; Metazoa; Arthropoda; Branchiopoda; Diplostraca; Daphniidae. Gene Ontology annotation, molecular function: DNA binding; structural constituent of chromatin; protein heterodimerization activity.